AUGAAUAGUAUCUAGUAGAAUGUAUUUGAUUGGAAUCCUGUGUUUGGUGUAUUGAUCAAUUAAGAGAAUGAUGAUAUUUAAAUUGAUCUUAUGCCUUAUAAAAAGGCUGAUUUUAAAGAGUAAAGAAUUGAAAUCAGACCUCAAAUUUUAUUUAAGAAAUAACUAAAUUAUGAUGUAGAAGCAGGUUGGAGUUGGCAUAAAUCCUGGAAUUUGCCUGAAUUUGAUUAUAUCAUAAAUGUAAACUACAUUCUAACCUAUUUUAGGAUGAACAAAUCUAAAAUUUAUCCUAAAAAGGAGCUUUAUUUGUCUAAAUUUUUGUAGCUAAAGCUUUAGAAAAGCCUUAAUAAUAUAAAAAUUUAGGUAUUAAGGGAGAAUCAAAAAAAUAAAUAAUAGACUUCCAAGCAAACUUUAGAUGUCUAAAAUUCACAACAACGUCAUAUAAUAACUACGUAUUUAUGUAAAUAGUAAUGUUAGCACAAAAAAUUCCAUUUGAUAAUUGUACUGUUUUAUUCCUCAGUAAAUGGAGAAAAUAUGGUACUUAACUCAAUCAUAUCCCCAGAAAUCUUUGUAGAUUCUAGAAAAUAUGCUAGAUUUCAUAAUUUUUCUGUACUUCAGAAUUCUUUUACAGAAUUAUUUCAUUAUCAGUUCUUUGAUUCAAUAAUAAUAAAAAGGGAAACAAAAAAUAAGACUUUAAAAAUAAUCAAAAUAGAAAACUCAAUCACAGGAUUUAUUAAUUAUUUUACCGCCUCAAAUAUUAGGAAUAAAAUUAAGCAUCCUAUAUUUUUAGCAUUAAGAUUCUCCAGUCUUGUUAAAUUAUUUGUUGAUUAAUAAAUGUUCUAUUCAUCAAACAAUAUUGUCACUUAGAUUUAAAAUCAUUUAAACAAUAUUGUCAAUAAAUUAGAGAAUUAAAAGAAGAUAAAGAUAUUAAUUUCAAUUAAUAUUGAAGAUUAUACAAUCUAAAAAAAGGUACAAUUCAUUAUUAUUAAGGCUUUUGAACUAAUUUAAUCAUUAGAAAAUACUUGCUAUGAAAUUUAUACACAGAAAUGUUAUUUACCUAAUAAUAUAAGGGAGAUAGAAGAUUUGAAAUAGCUUUAUCUGUAAUAUUAAGAACUCUUCUAAUAAUCUUAGAAAUAAAUUAAUUAGACUUCACAUAUUGAUUUUAUAAAAACAUAAUCUAUACUCUAAUUAGAAGAUAAUGUAUUACAGAAGGUCAAAAUUGAAUAAUAACCUGAUACAAAAAAUAAUUAACCAUUAUAAACAUAGAAUGAUAUUAAUUUGCAUAAAAUUGAAUUUGAUAAUUCAAUAAAAAAGGAAGAAGACUAAAACAACAAAUAGUAAUAGAUAUAAUAAAAUGUUUAUUAAUAAUAAUAAUAUGUCCCAUUUGUUAAUAUUAAUUAACCCUAAUUGCAUUUAGAUCCCUAUUUAAUACAGUCUUAUUAAAACUAGGUACCACUUGUAAAUUAAUAAUUUUAAAAUUAUUAUUUGAAUCAAUUUCCAUAUUCAAAUCCCUACUAAAAUAUGUGGAAAUAUUUUUGA
Molecule: messenger RNA, 1536 nt
Organism: Paramecium pentaurelia
Lineage: Eukaryota; Ciliophora; Oligohymenophorea; Peniculida; Parameciidae
Source: the annotation of a GenBank genome assembly